AGAGACAAGAGAGUAUUUGGAUAUUUUUGCUGGAAGGAUCUACUGAAAUGAGCAUCACACUGCCUGUGUAAAAAAACCAGCAGCAUCUUACUGGAAAAUUCAUAGGAAAAUGGCACAGUUCUUUGAAGAUGGAGCAAUCAGCUUUGUUACUACACUGUACUGGAAAGUACAAGCCAUGAGUUCUGUUUAACAGUAAUUGAAAUGACAAAUUGCAUUAACUUGUUUUAAUCACAGUUUGUUCAGUAAUUAAUCAUACUGAUGUGCUUUUACUCGCUACAAAGGUAAUAGCAAUAUUUCUACAUUUGUUGAUGGUCUUGAUCUGUCUUUAAGGGGGAUUGGAGAAUUCAGGCAAUAAAAAGAUGAAAAUCUUUGUUAAGAGUUCAGAGAAAAAAAAUUACAGGAAUUGCAAGGAUCCUAGUAAAGCUUUGGAAGGAGUGUAUGGAAUAUUCAAUACUUCUCUUUUUCUUAGAACCGCUACAGCAAGAACCAGGCAAUUUAUUUGUGUAUCAGCAUCAGAUGUGCUGUACCGUGCCCCUGCCUUUCUCAACAGAAAACUCUACCCUACUCCCAGAAACCUGUUAUCUGAACAAUCCAAGCCCAAAAGUGGUAUUACCUAGUGUUUAUUCCCUCAAUUUUGUACGUUAUUCCUCUCCUUUUCAGACAUAUUUGUGAUGAAGUCAUUUAUAGAAGUGUAUUGGUCUGCUGCUGAACUAAUGCUAGUUACAAUGGUACCGACUUGUUUGGUUGAUUGGUUUUUAAUUUAGAGCUGGAAUCUAUGUCAAGUGUGAAAAGAGGUUCUAGCCAUGGUUCCUUGGUCACUUAAAGUUGUAAUAUGGUCUUGGGCUGUCAUAAAUGCCACUAGGCAAAGCUUACUUGAUAGCUUUCCGAUUGCAGUUACUGGUGUAAUGCAAGGUUGUCUUUUUUUUUUUUUUUUUUUUUUUUUCAGAAAGUAAGUAUUUCCUGCAGUUCAGUUUUAAUUCCUUGUCCUCUUUUGCAAAUUUUUAGUAGUCUUUCUUCUGUUAGGUCUGACGUGCCCAUUUUCUGAAAAAACAUAGCUGCCUUUUGGUGAGGCUACUUAAGAUAACGUAAGGCAGAUAGGUGAAGCAGCUGAUGCCUCAGAACAGAAAUUAAAGAUGUACAGAAUCUGCUUGGACUAUAGACAAGCUGAAUUCCUCAUUGCCAAAAGGAGGAAGACUUCUUCCCUCCACUUGGACUGGGUAAACCUGCAGCCUGCUGCCUGUAAGAUCUGGUACUUCUCAGGCUUUGCCAUUUGUUGACUUAAUAAGAUAAAAUUGUCCAUCUUUCUGCUGGAUUUCUGUUAUGUUUUGGAGAGAUAGCUCACAGAAGGAUUGAAGAAAUACCAGAGCAAGCAGAAAGUAAGCACUGGAGGCACACAGCAGCAGGAAUUGCUCUCUGUUUCUGGCAGUGAGUGUAACACAACCCGCUCACUGCAACUUCGGGGUUUGUAGCCCAAAAGCUUAUUUAGCCACAUUCUGAAUGAGUGGGCAACUGAGUUAGUGACAGGCUGGGUAGAAGGGAGAGGAGAUGUAUUUUGCUGAAGUCUUUUUUAACUGCUAAGUCAUUUUAAAUGGCCUGGAAGGUGUGUUGAACAGUUCGAAGUAAUUACUUAAUUAAAGAUGAUUCCAUUCUUCAUAUAUAAGGAAGACGUUUAAUGUAUAGCUAUCUCACCUCGCUGUUUUAAACAAAGGAAGUAUUUGUUGGUGCUCUUUAUCUUUUUGACGAAGUGGAGAUGACAGUAGCAUCAUGACGACAGUGGGGUGUGCAUUGCUUCAAAGAGAAAGACUGGCUUGUAGUUAAGAUUUGUAUUUGUGAAGAGGACUUAAAACUCUAGAAUCAAGGGACUUGUGUUCUGAUGGCAACUGUUGGGCUUUGUGCAAAUAAUUUAUUAUUUGUUUCAUUUUCUUGUGUGUGAAGAAUGAGAAGUUUGUCUGACAAAAGUAAUGGUAAUGAUAAAUCUAGUAAUUAAUGUUAGUUCCUCAAAUAGUAUGGCUAUGAGCUUACUGAAGAAAAUACAGUAAGUAAGCUUAUUGAAGAGCACCUUUAGUAAACAUUUAUAUGUAGUUUCUUAUAUGUAUUUUUUUAAAGAAACAGUUUUAAGUGACCAUAAGUCAAGAUUUCCAGAGCAAUCUAGUCAAUUUAAUUAGGUAUUCUUUUCCUAUUUAGUGAAUGUAUUGAAUUUCUAAGAUCCAUUUAAACAUCUUCACUUGGGUGUUAAUGGACCUUUAAUUGCAUAAAGGUUGUGUGUGAUCAGUAGCUCAAAGAGGGCAAAGUUUGCUUUACAGUUUGACAAAAGGACCCUAUUUUUACAGGUUAACAAUGACAACAGUAACUUAAGGUACCAAAAGGAUUUCACUUUAAUUUUUAAGGCAUCAUGUCUGACCUUAAUCCUGCUGCUAUUGAUAGUUAGUAGCUAGUAAAUCUGUAUUCCCCUGAUUUUGCUUCAUUUGAAACUUAUUUUAGGAAAAUAACAACUAUGCAACUUAAAUACUAGUAAAUCCUUAGUGGCAGUGCAUGUUUUUCAUUCUGAUGUGUCAGUGAAAUACGGAGAUACAGAUAUAUAUGUAUGGCUAUAUAUUAUGCUUAUUUAACAAACUAAAGGAGAAUAGAAGUGUUGACAUCCACUUUUGAUGGGUGAAGGAAUAUAGAAAGAACUUAAAAUUUUGAACUUAAAAUCAGUGGAAAAGCAGUUUUACUGAAGAAACUACAUGGAAAGGUUAAAAAAAAUACAUAAGCACAUCUUGCACAUUCUUGGGCAGGGAAAGCACAAGACGUGCCAGUGGUGCACAGGGCAUUGGAAGGUCCUACUCAACAGGCUUAACUGCGAUUGAUAUCUCCAAAGGCUGGUUGGUGACCGGGUCACUGGCACUGCGGCCAGCUUGCCUGGGGCAGCUGCUGCGCCUGCUGUGCUCCCCAAAACAGAGCACAUGGACACUGCCUCCCAGGAGUUGUUCCUUGCCCAUGCUAACUUACUUACCACAUCAGGAACUGCUGGGAGCGGAGGGAGGGCGUUGUCAUUUGGCAUAUCCAAAAGUGUAUUUACAACUGUUGCACAAGCUGAAUACUGUGAAUCAGCAUAUUCUUGUGUCCAGGGAAGUUCUCUGGCAGUGUUUCGUUUAGUAGGGUACUUGAAGCUAUAGAUGAUCGAAAGGAGAAAAAAUUGGAGAAGGACAACCAUGGUAAUGUACAGACUUGAAAAAGACUAAAGAAAUGUGAAGGAUUGCUGUCAUGGCAGAUUUGAUGCAAAUAUUAAGACUCACAAAAAAUAACUUUAAAAAAAUUGUAGGUGAACCAAGUUUUUGUGAUGUUCUACAUUUUCUUGUAGCUGAUUGUAACACUGGCAGUAGUGCUAGCAUGUGUGAGCAAAUGGUUAUAAGAGAGCAAAUGAAGAUGUUUGGCCAGUUCGUGACACAUAUAUGUCUAUAUGUCAUAACUAGUCACAGCUUUUAGAAGAGCACAGCCUUCUGUAUUUGCCUGUUACCCGCGUAAGAGAAGAAAAAGCAGCGAUCCCAUGUUUCUUUCCAGCUGGGUAACAUCACUAUACCACUCGAGACCAAGCUCAUCCAUCUUUUCCUCAGUUAUUGCAUAAAAAGUGGGCACCCAUUUAAGGCUCUUCCCUAAAUGGUAUAAAGUACCCACCAAGCAGCCCACCUGUCCCCCACUACUGGUGUGAGCUUAAUUCUGUGUGGUAAGCUGCCAGUGAACUGGCUAAAUGCAAAACACAUUAUUAUGAAAAUGCAAGCAGUAUCAACUGUGGAAAAAAACAGAAUUAAAAAAAUAUUACUGCUUUCAUCAUUUCAAUGUCUGUGAAGACAGGACCUUAGGGCUUAAUGACUAUCUAGAACUUGAUAUUGUGUGUAAAAUCUGAUUAUUCAGACCAUAAAAUAACGCAACAUUCAGAGAGCUUUUAGUCACAAAAUUCUCUACAGGAAUCGUGUUGAGUUCUAAUCUGUUUUCAGGUUAAUCUAGUGAAAGCUUCUUGAGGUCACAAAUAGGUUGUUUAUUCUAUUGUUUAAAAAUCCAUAAAGAAUUAUGAAUCAUCUCUCAUAAUAAAUAUUGAUUCUUCAGGAAAACCUGUCUACUUUUGAAAUUACAAGGUUAUCCCUUCAAAUUAUGCUGGCAGUGACCCUUCUGUGAUACUUUGUUUCCAAUAAGGCUAUGAAGAUUUAAUGACAACAUAAUUUUCUGUGCAAGUGGAACGCAGCUAGUUAGCUCUUUUAUUGAUGAUGCACAAAAACAGAUUACAGUUGAGCUCAUUUUUAUUAUGUAUUUGGUUCUGCAUGGCUGAUAGGAAUAAAAAUUAAUUCAAGACUGUCAUUCAGUCAAGGGCAAAUGGUAGUGAAUGUACAACAGAAUGAGAACCUUUCAUGGUGUUUUUCUGCCAGAACUGGAUUUUAAAGUUAUUCUUUAAAACUGAAUACAAACAUCGAAAAGUAAUAUAAAAGGCAGUGAAACUAAUUUGAAAACAGCAAGUAAAAAAGUAAGAAGGUUUUUAAAGGAAUGUUUUCUGUUUGAAAUAUUAGAAUGUUCUCAUCAGAAGCCCUUUGGAUUCUUUAAGGAUCUUCUUCCUGUCUGGUACACACAGGUGGAGCAUUUCCCUUUGUGCUCAGAAUCAAGAACAGGACUCCCAAGCUCACGGUCUGGUGCACAGGGCACAACGCUGCUGUUUACCAUGAGGAUGCGAGAAGAAUCUGUAUAAAUACUCAGAGUAAUACUUCCCACUCCUGGGAUCAGAACAGAAUAAGACUUGGAAUUACGUUUUGGGAGUGGGAAUGAGUGUUUCUUUUCCUACCAGUUUGUUUUCUCAUCCAUGCGUAGAAAGUGGUUGAGAUUGCUUCAUCCUGGCAGGUGAGAAAUCUAUAAACUGUCUUAAUAAAAGACUUAAUUUCUUGACCGUGGUAGUAGAACACCUUGAGGGGAAAGAGUAUCUAAAGAAUUUUGAGAUCAAGAUUAAGCCUCCUAAUGACGUUGUAUUUUUGCAGUGCUAAACUUUAUCUAUUACAAAGAGGAGGAGCUCAGAUGAGAGGUGAAGCUGUUACUAAAAGACAGACUUAUAGUGGAAUAAGUGCAGCAUCCAUCAUCAUGUAACAGAAGUGAUGAGAAUUUGACCAUGGUGGUAUUACUGGGUAUGUAAUGAGGGGUCCAGGUGGUCCUUCAUAAAAAUAACACUUCUACCUGUAGCUUUGUUAGGCAUGUGAAUCUAUAGACAGUUGUUAGUGAUUCCUUAAGAAACCUUAUCUUACAAUCCUCUCAUUUGUGGAUUUGAAUUGUAGUGUUGAUACUCCCUCUUUUGUUUUGGUUUGUUUUCCUGCUAAUUCUAUUCACAUUGUAUUUACACAGAGUUUUUUCACUUCUCUGUGCCCUUUGUUUUUAUGAAGACUAGAAGGGUCUUGUUGAAAUUGCUGUAGCAAAAUCUAUUCAGCUGGUGCUGGCAGAAAUAAUUGUAUACAGCACUUGAGCUUUCAAGUGUUUCAGUGGUAACAACUCAUUAUUUCUAUCACCAGGUAGCUAGCUAAUGCUGGAGAGGUCAUUUGUCCUAGAAACAUCUAAUCAAAUAGCUGUGCUUUCUUUGUAAUUAGUUAGAGGCUUAUUUUAUUGUAGAAUUUUUUUCAAAUCAUUUAAGUGUGUCCUGAGGAGAGUAUCAGAAAAAUUGUAAAGAGUCAACCACAGUUCAUUGAAAAUACAAGAGUUUAACAACAUGCACUGUUUUCAGUUUGUCCUUUUUUUUUUUGGCAGGGGAGGGGAGAGGGAAGGGGAAGCAAAAGAAGUCCAGAGGGCCUAGGUAGCUGCUUAUGAAAAAUGUCAACUUAAAUCCCAGUACCUAACGCUGAAAGUAACCUGCUGCUUUCAGCUCACUUAAUUACUAUUGCAUAGGAAAAAAACACACUUUUGAAGAAUUCUGCCUCUUUUAAUCUUAAAUCUGUAUUACAGAAAAUCUGCAUGGUCUCCUUCAUACACUGUAGCUGUUUAUGCACUUUUAUGUGUGAUGAACUAAACUUGCCCUCUGAAAACUCAUUAAGUGACCUUAUAGCUUUGCAGUACCUUGUUAGCCUUUUUUAAUCUUUUGUACUUUGUUCAAAUUUGAUAGCAUUUUUUAACUAGUUAAACUUCUACUUUCUCAAAUGUGUUUUUUUUCUAAGAAGUGAUUACACCUGUAGAGACGUAUUCUUCUAACUUUAUUUAAGCACUGUUUGUUGGGUUUUUUCUUUAAAUGGUGCUAACAUUGCCUACUAUUUCUUCAUGCAUUUUUAAUACUUUACGUAUAGUUUGUGUUUACAUACUUGUGCUGCCUAAUAAUGCUCUUAUGUUCCAAGUUAGGAAUAAGCAGGUAUUUCUGCAAUAACAAUGUGUUACUGAGAAUAUUAAUAGAGUUUAUGAACAGAAGUCCAAACCAUGAAAUGAGCUUUGCUGUGUUUCCUAUUUUUAGCACUGCUUACUUGCUUCAGUUAGCUCAUUUAUGAACAAAUUACAGACCAAAAUUACCAAUGCAGCUAGGUUAUAUGAAUACUUAUGGAAAAAUUGGUAAAUGCAUUUGAAGAUCUUGCUCUGCCAUACAAUGCCACUUUUGAAGGCAAGUUUAGUGUUCUCUCUCCAGCCAAUGCAAGGGGUAUUGGUCUCAGCUGUUGCCCACAGCAGAUUGGGCGUUAGGAAACAUUUCUUCCCCAAAGGGCUGUGAAGCAGUGGAAAGAGCUGCCCAGGGAAGUGGUGGAGUCACCAUGCCUGGUGGUGUUUAAAAGAUGUGUAGAUGAGGCUCUUAGGGACAGGGUUUAGUGCUAAGAGUUAGCUAUGGUUGGACUCAAUUAUCUUAAGGGUCUCUUCCAAGCAAAGUGAUUCUGUGGUUAUGGCUAUUCCACAUGAUGGCUGCAGAUGGCUACAAGGCCAUACUUUUUGCAUGUGUAUGGCCUUGAUGUAGCACUUCCAGACAGUCUCCUCUGAGUGACCAUCAUCUGUGGCCCAACUAUACCAUAACCAGGAAUGCUUUAAAUGCAGUAGUCAGGAAAGGUUAUUAAGGUAACCAAACUGAAGCAAGGGUAAAUAAACAAGAGUUUAAACCACAGCUCUGAGAUCUGUGCAUGAACUUCCCUUAAUUUCUAAAUUCUGUAAGUUUCAGUAUCACAGUGUUAAAGAGGUAUUACAGGUUCUCCUGUCUGCAUAGGUUCUUGGACUGUAGCUUAUUAACACCACAGUUGCUUAAAACCUUUCAAUAGUCAUUGAGCAAUCUGACUAAUUCUUAUGAUGUGAUCUCAACCUCUCUCCUGGGGACAAUUGUAGGCAGUGAAAUGUCUUGUUUUGGUAUAAAUUUUUCUGCUCCCACCCUAUCCACCCCCUGUGUAUUAUUCAUGUUGCCAUCCCUUUUCCUUAAACAACAGCAGGAUCAAGAAACCAAGUCAUGUAGUUAGUGUGAGACGAUGAGAUCUGUCAUAACCAUGAUUUCCAGGCGUCCAACUCUCUUCUCUCGGUCCUUCUUUCCCUCCCAAUCACCUGUCCUUAGUGGGAAGAGGGGAGAGGGGAGGAGAGGGGAGCACAGGGGGGUUAACAAUACAUCUGCCACGGUUUAUUGACACCCUGCAAUCAAAGCCUCGACACCAGGAGAGACUGAUUCCCCAGUCAGCUGCACAGACAUGUUCGUGUGGCAGGAUAUAUGUGGUUUGCGUUUGGUUUUUUUGGUUUGUUUUUUUUGUUUGUUUGUUUGUUUGUUUUUCCCUGGGCUCAUCAGCAAACUGAGAAUUUAGCUUUUUUGUAUUUAAAGCCUGCCUUACCUUCUGAAGCUUUCUUUUUAUGAUCCUUCAAAGUAUUUCUUGUGGUGGUAUAUUGUUCUAUAUGAAAAGCCCCUCUUUUUUCUUGAUUUUUUAAGCAAUGUGACAUCAACUGUGAGGUUGCUAGAGAGCAACAGAAGUCACAGACUCUCUCUUUGGAAAUGAGAUUGUUGCCAUGACAAUGCUCCCAGCUGCCUCUUGUCCCAGAUGAGAAAAUAAUUUCUAGACUCCUAUAUUACAAGGUUAAGCUACAAUGUUUUAAACUAAACAGUAUAGCUAAUUGAUUCAAAUAAAACAUCAACACAAGGCUUGUUAAUCUUUGGGCCAAUAAUCAGCUCAAAUUGUUGAAUCAAAUAUUUGUGCAGGUAUUUAUCAAAUAUUAUUUUGCUAUUUGUUUUGGAUCAGAUACUUGAGGUAAAACUGAUGCGUGGAGAUGGAAAAUAUUUUCAUCUUACUGAUUUUAUUAAAUGUCUUUUUUAUAGUAGAAAUUAUCCAGAGAGCUGACUGAUAUUCUAUUAUCUCUCAAGUCCAGACAGCUGAUGAUGUAAGUGUUGGUUUUCUUGGUGGUCUCUGGUCAACCUCACUUUGAGCAGGAUUAUCACUGACACCAGUUCAGCCAUGCUGUGCCAACCAGUAUUAAAAACCUCCAAGCAUGGAGGUUUUACAACAUGUCUGGGAAAGCUGUUUCCAUGCUGCACUACGCCUGGUGAAUAAGCUUUCCCAAAUGCCCGAUUUGAACCUCCCAAGUCACAACUUGUGGCCAUUGUACCAUGUUACUGUUAGACUAUGUGAUUAAUCAUGGUCAAUACAAAAAAGCCUGAUGAAGUUCAGAUGAAUAGUGACAGGUAAAGGAACCUUAGUUAAGCUAAUCAAUGAAAACUGGAAGAUACAGACUUGACUGCUCCUAAGACUACCGAAGAAGAAUGAUUAGACCUUUGUCCCUGGUGUGAAAGCCCAAGAAACUCUCCUACAACUCCUUGCAGAGUGAAGUAUUGCUACGAGGGACUUCAUAUGGGAUGCAGGAGGAAGGGCACUUUGGAAUUGUUUAAAAGUUAUUAUGAGAUGAUUUUAACAGGAUUGUGGUGAUGUGUGAAACUCUCUAUGGAAUGUUUAGAGGAAGGACCAAAGGCUGGGAAAGGGAUGGAUCAAUGUAGCGGGGAGGAACAAAUCUGGUUUGAUUUUUCUCUUGACCAGUCUACUCUGGUUGCUUUUCAUCACCUUAUGAUCCCCUGUUUUUUUCAGUUCUCUUAAUUUUCUGAGUUUUGAAAUGUACCUCACCGUUCUUUAUUUCUCUUAGUUUUUCUCCUUUUAAAACAAUACGCCUCUACUAUUCCCACUGAAGUCCUCUGCGACCUUUGUGACUUCUAAAAGGUAAUUGUAAGUGCUUCAGAGAAGACUUUUGCUAGUUCAUAAAGUACCUGCAGAAUUUAGUCUGUCCUUGCCACUUUGAAAAUACCUAACUUUUUCAGUAUCUUUGAGAAGUUUUUCACUUAAUCUGCCCUCCAGUCCUAAUCCUCCAUUAAAUUCAAUUUCAUUAAGUAUCUGAUCACUGUUUAUGAAGUCUGCAACAAAAAAGGGCAUCAAAUCUGUGCCAUUUGCCCUUCUCCUUCAGUAAAUAAUGGUGUUUUGAUUUUUACUUCUUUUUAUAUCCAAUGCAUUUACAGAAUACUUGUCUGGUUUUUAUGUCCCUUGCUAAUGGUAAUCUUUUUAAUCUUAAUUCCUAUUUUAUCCUAGUUUGUUAUUGAGUUAUUCCUAUAUGGUCACUCUUAGGAGUUUGUCCUUUUAUUCCACUCAUUGGCACCACUUCAUUCUGACUUUCAAAUUUUUAAAGAAUUCUUGAACCAGACCUUUUAAGCUCUUAGUAUGGUUCCUGCCAUUUCUCCAUCAUUAUAGUACCUUUUAUUAAUUGCCAGCCACCCUUAAAGAGCCUUUCUCUCUCAGACUCUUAGCAAGAGAGGACAGAGAAAGGUUGCCUUUCUUGGGCUGUUUUGGUUUUGGUUUUUUUGGUUUUUGUUUGUUUGGUUAGGUGUUUGUUUUUGUUUUGUUUUGUUUUGUUUUGUUUUUUUUGUAUUUUUGUUGUUGUUUUGUGGGUGAGGUUUUUUGUUUGGUUGGGUUUUUGGUGUGGGUUUUGGUGUUUUUUUUUCUUGUUAUUGUUGUGGUGGUGUUUUGGGGGUUUUAUUUGCGGUUUUGUUUGUUUGUGGGGUUUUGUGUGUGUGUGUUUGUUUGGGGUUUUUUUACAUAUUAUCCUUACAAUGCUGCACAUACUUUUCCUUUCUCAUACUUUUCCUUUCUCAUAAUUUUCCUUUCUCAUAAUUACAUAAUUCUGCCAUAUUAAGAUAGGUGUUACAUAAAUUGCAUUCCACACAAAUAUUCUCCAACAGCUUUCACCUGAUAUGAUUGUGUGUGGCAAUUUCUGCCACCUUUAGAAUAAAAAAGUAAUUUACAAGGUAUGUCCUAUCAUAGUCUUUUCCAAAGCUACCUGAGUAACUUAUGUUUUUCAUUACCACUAGUCCUAUCUGUCAGCUAACAAAAGAAUUAUUUUCCUAUGUCUUCCAUAGCGAUGGAUUUGGAUGUGUUUUUCAAGUUAGGUCCUACUUCAGUGGUCUUUGUUGAAAGUGAAGUCUUUUCAAUUCACUUAAGUUUCUACACCUUUAGAAUUUAGUCCAUGGUUCAAGAGUAAGACAUGGAACAUGUUUUUAUUGUUUACUUCAGACCUUGGGAUAUUUUCAUAAAGAGAUCUGAAAACAAAAAUUACUGAACACUUGAAAAGUCGAAUGUUUCUAAGAGGGAAAUAUUUGUUUUGUUUUCCAUUCAGUCAAAAAUAUAUGCCUUGGUUCAUUUCCCAAAUGAAUGGCUCAUCUCAAUAAUAAUGAAUGUGUAAAAAGAGUUUUAGAAGAUGUAUUGAAAAUAGUCUUAUGUGCAAUGUCUUUCAGCAGUUAAUAACUUCUUUCUGCGUUGUCAGAAAAAAACACACACUUCAAUGCCAUUGCCAGCUCAGAAGUUCAAGAACAAGUGAAAACUGUUAUGAACAUUUUUUUUUUGUUACUGAUCCUAUACAAAGAUACCAAAGUGCAUUUAGCCAAGGUUGCAAAGCAAUUCAAAGUCACUCAAAGUUGCAGGAGUAUUUCUAUGGCCUGAUUGUGUUGUUUGGUUGGUUUGUUUGGUAUUUUUUUACAAAACAGUCACUUGUGCUGUGCACCCAAAAAACUUCUUUCAGGAAAAAUACUAUGUGAGCACUUUUUAAUAUGUUUUAUGUGUUUUGCCUUUUUAGAACUUUGUCUCUUGAGUUCCUUGGUAUGCUGAACAAGAUUAUUGCAUGCAAGUUAGCAUUUUUACAUGUUUAUGGCAACAGAACAAAGCCAUAAACCACCCAUCUCAAGCUUUUUGAAGACUCUGGAUAAACAAGUUGCUGGUCUGUGUCAAAGCCUUUCCCCUAAUGAUGAUGGCAUUAUUGGACAUAGUGAUCAUGAAGUGAUCAAGUUUUCUGUUCUUGGAGAAGUAAGGAGGAGGAUCAGUAGAACUGCUGCCUUGGACUUCCAGAGGGAAGGCUUUGGCCUGUUUAGGAUGCUGGUUGACAGAGUCCCUUAGGAGACAGUCCUGAAGGGCAAAAGAGUCCAGGAAGGCUGAAGAUUCUUCAAGAAAGAAAUCUUAAAGAUGUAAGAGCAGACUGUCCUCGUGUGCCAAAAACACAAGCCAGCAGGGAAGAAGACCGGCCUGGCUGAACAGAGAGCUUUGGCUGGAACUCGGGAAAAAAAGAGAAUUUAUGACCUUUGGAAGGAGGGGCAGGUGACUCAGGAGGACUUAUAAGGGUGUUGUGAAGUUAUGUGGGAGAAAAUUGGAAGGGCCAAAGCCCAACUAGAACUUCAUCUUGCUACUUCUAUACAAGAAAGUUAAAGAUGUUUAAAUACAAUAGCAACAAAAGGAGGACUAAGGAGAAUCUCCAUCUUUCAGUGGAUGUGGGGGGAAAUAGAAAGACAGAGGAAAAGGCUGAGGUACUAAGUGUCUUCUUUGCCUCAGUCUUUAACAGUAAGACCAGUUGUUCUCUGGAUACCCAGCCGCCUUAGCUGGAAAAUGAGGACAGGGAGCAAAAUGAAGCCCAAAUAAUCCAAGGGGAAAUGGUUAGUGACCUGCCGCACCACUUAGACACACAGAAGCUUAUGGGGCCAGAUGGACUCCACUCAAGGGUUCUGGAGGAGCUGGUAGAGGUGAUCACCAAACUGCUUUCAACUAUUUAUUAGCAUUCCUGGCUAACCAGGGAAAUCUCAGUUAACUUGAAGUUGGCAAAUGUGAUGCCCAUCUACAAGGGCCAGAAGGAGGAUCUGGGGAAUCACAGGCCUGUCAGUCUGACCUUGGUACCAGGGAAGGUCAUGGAACAGAUCAUCCUGAGUGCCAUCACACAGCACAUACAGGACAACCAAGUGAUGAGGCCCAGUCAGCAUGGGUUUAUGAAAGGCAGGUCCUGCUUGUACAACCUGAUCUCCUUCUAUGACAAGGUGACCUGCUCAAUGAUCUGUACAAGGGGAUUGAGUGCACCCUCAGUAAGUUUGCAGAUGACACAAAUUGGGUGGGCAUGUUGAUCUGCUUAAGGGUGGGAAGGCUCUACACAAGGAUCGAUGGGCUGAGGCCAAUUGUAUGAGGUCCAACAAGGCCAGGUCCAACCCUUCGGUCACAGAAGCCCCAGGCAGCACUACAGGCUCAGGGAAGAGUGGCUGGAAAGCUGCCUGGCAGAAAAGGACCCAGGGGUGUUGAUUGACAGCUGGCUGAAGAUGAGUCAGCAGUGUGCCCAGGUGGCCAAAAAGCCCAACAACAUCUGUGCUUAUGUCAGGAAUAGUGUGGCCAGCAGGAACAGGUAAGUGAUUGUCCCCCUGCACUUGGCUCUGGUGAGGCCCCACCUUGAAUCCUGUGUUCAGUUUUGGGUCACUCACUAAAAGGAAGACACUGAGGUGCUGGAGAGAGUGCAGAGGAGGGUGACAAAGCUGGUGAGGGGUCUGGAGCACAAGUCUGAUGAGAAGCAGCUGAGGGAACUGGGGCUGUUUAGCCUGUAGAAAAGGAGGCUCAGGGAGAGCUUUCUACCUAAAGGAAGUUGAAGUGAGGAGGGUGUUGAUCUUUUCUCCCAAGUAACAAGGGAUAGGACAAGAGAGAAUGGCCUCAAGUUGCACCAGAAGAGGUUUAGAUUGGAUAUAAGGAAAAAUUUCUUCAUGGAAAAGGUUGUGAAGCACUGGAACAGGCUGCCCAGGGAAGUGGUUGACUCACCAUCCCUGGAGGUGUUUAAAAGACAUGCAGAUGUGGCACUUAGGGACAAAGUUUAGGCGUGGACUUGGCAGUGUUAGGUUAGCGGUUGGACCUGAUAAUCUUAAAGGUCUUUUCCAACCUAAAUGAUUCUGCAAUAUUUACUGGCACUUACUGACAUCAUUAUCCACACUACUAAGUUUAAAUUACUGCUACUUUGCCCUUGCUAGAACGGAUAGCUUCCUUAUAUGAGUUAGAUAGGUAUAUUUUUCAUAUCCCUUACACAGAGAGUCUGAUUAGUUGUAAUAUAGUAGCCAAGUUGUCUUUGCAACUGACUUUAGAGCUUGAUGAAGUAGUAGGUUGAUCACUCUCAGUCAAAUUCUUAAUUUGCAACAGUGACACAAAUUGUUAAAAUAUAGAGAACUUGUAAAGAGACUUUCCAUGUAGCAGAGGCUGCACUGGAAAAAUUCAAAUGAAUGCUUGUCAGUUAAAGCUGAGCAGAAUCAGAGGGAUAAUUAAAACUUCAGUAUAUUUUGGGGAAGGAAAAUGCAGUCAUUUGGCUGAGAAAUGAAGUAUCUUAAUUAACAUGGCUAACAACAAGUCAUUAGGGUAAUGUAUUAUUUUGAAACCUGUAUACAACCAAACCAUACCAAUGUAAACUCAUCCUACCUUAAGAUCAUUAUAUAAUUUUCAGGGAUGAAAAAUUAUUCUCAAAAUACUUCAUCAAGAGCAGAGAGAGAUAUGUAAUGAUUUUAAUUUUUUUCCAAAGUUUACUUCUACAGAAAUAGAUGCCUUUUUGCGCAUGAGUGAAUGAAUGCCGUUGCCCUUUCUUCUCUCUUCUAAUUAAACACUUCCCACUUCACUUCUGUUCUGCCAGCUCAGAUGAGAGUUUGGAAAUUAACAAAGAGAUGCAAACAGCAAGAAAGUAAAGAAAAAUAGAAGGACGGGGGAGGAGAUAAACAGUGAUGGAAUAUGUAAGAAUCAAUGGCACAAACCAAAGAUGCACCCCAAUUUAUGUCAGGGUGACAUGAGACCUAUCAAUAAAUACCACUAAAUUCGAUGGUGUUUUCUAGAGUGUAUCCACAUGGGCAGAGUGGAAAGGUAUCUUUGCCUGCCCUUUCUUCGUAUACUAUUUCAGCAAGAUCUGUUACCUGUUCAAAGCACUUUUAUUAUUUCAUAAGAUACAAUACGGUAUUUUCAUGCCUUACUAAGCUUUAUAAACCUUGGCUAUGAACCAGAGGUUAGAUAUGUCAAACAUACAGAUAUCAGAAAUUCCCUGAGCUGCAUAAUGCUAAAAGCAGAGACAAUGUGUUUUUCAUCUCUUGCCUGUAGCCACUGCUACUGGCCAGUGUCAGGGAAAAGAUACUGUUCUGACUGCCUGUGGCCAUCCUCGUGUGUCACGAAGUCUUGCUUGUACUUUAAAGAGAAAUAUCACUGAGUUUUAAAUGUUACAAGCAAGUCUUUCCUAAAUAUUUGUUGUGUGUAUAUAUUGAAUUGUGUAUGAAAUAUAAAUCCUCACAUGUUGUGCUUUCUCUGAGGAUGAAAUAUUGAAGGAUAGAAAUUAUUCAUAAUACAAAUCCUCCAGUAGAGCUUGCACAGUACUUAAAAGUUCCAUCAGUUUUAAUUAUGGCUUAUUUCAGAGACGGACUCUGAUCCAAGUGGAUUGCGGGCUGGAUCAAGUAGCACAAAAACUUAGGUGUUGGCUCCUCUUGAAAAGAGUAAAUACAGUACUAGAUGAGACGUCAUCUAAAGGCCAUGCAGAUAGACAAUACAACUUUCAGAUCUAUAGUAACAAUUAACUCAUCUAAUUAAUUUAUUUUGACCUGAAUUAUAUGUUAAUUAACUCCUGUGAAUCCAAAUAAACUAAAAUAGAAACCUGUUGACCAGCCUCUUCUACUUUUGGUAUUUGCUGUUUUUUUGGGGUUUUGUUUUUUAUUUUUUUGUUUGGUUGGUUGUUUUUUUGGGGGUGGGUGUGUGUGUGGUUUUUUUGUUUGUUUGUUGUGGGUUUUUUGUUUAUUUGUUUGGUUUGGUUUAAUUUUUUUGUUUGGUUGUGGUUUGUUUUUUCUUUUUUUCUAAUUUUAUAGCUCUGAGACACUAAUCCUGAUUCUUUCACAUUAAAACAUGAAGUAACAAUAGGGUUUAUGGUUGAUCUGUUCCUAAUAGUUAAAAAUCAACUUGUGUCUAUGCAAUUCUAAAUGUGACUAGUAGUACAGCACCUAGUUAAUUCAGCUAUGCAAAAUAACAUGGUAAAUUUGAGCAUCUGACUGUGUGUGUUUGAGCAACAUAAAUAAUCUUCUGAACUGUAACCUCCUUCAUGGUUCUCCAUUACUGCACCUAUUUAUUAAUCAAGGAAAUUUAAUUUAGUUACUAUGUUGUUUUAGUCCUUAUGGAAGAACUUUGUACUUUAUAAUUCAUUCAUACUUGCAAGUGUAAUAUGUCAAAGUCCACCAGAGUAAGCACAGAGUGUGAAAUAAUGAAGAUGCAAUUUUGCUGCAUUUGAGAUAGUGUGUUGGAGCUGAUUUAUCCACCUGGACUUAAGUAGCAGGCAAAGUACAGCUGUAGAGAAUGACCUUGUUUAUUUGUGUGCAUUUUUCUUUGCCAAGCUUCACUUGAAAGAGGUAAGGUGCCUGCCUAGUGCAGUUUUCCUCAGUUACUUUCUUAAUAAUUUAUAAUGCCAAGUUCUAUUCUGGAAUUAAAUGGAUCUGUAAAUCAUUUCAAUGAGUAAACAUGAGGGAAGAAAAAAGACUGUCUCACUCAAAAAUGAUAAAGAAAAACAAAACAGCUAAAAAAAUAACUCCGGAUCCAAGUACAGAUUUCCUGAAAUUUAGUGAUGCUUGUGGGUUAGGUUUUGAUUUUAAGUAAUUUAUAGUAUAAUAAUAAUAACAACAAAAAUAAUAGAAGCUUUCAGGGAAAAGCAGAACUUAAAUGCUUUAAAUAAAACUCUCUGCCAAAUUUAAUGGAAGGUAAUUUUCCAGUUUAUUAUGAUACCAAUGUCAAAUGACUAACUUUGCAUAAAAUAGCAAAUUGUAUGUUAGUAGUAAAUCAGAAUUAUUGCUGAAUAGUUUUAGGUAGAGUAGAAAAUUCUGUUUUUCUGCGUUUUUGUAUGGCAGCUAUAAAAAUUGACUCUCAAACCUGAACUUUAUUACAAUUAUUGAUCUUGGACAUUUAAAAAAAUAAUGCUGAAUAUUUUUUCACUCUGGAAAACUGUUUGCUGAAUGUGCUGCUAAGUCAUUAGAUUUAUAAGGAAUGUGUCUCUUUUGCAACAUAAACCAGUGUGGACAAGGGUACUGACCUCUGUAGACUCUGUGCUGAUGCUGGCAGGAAAUAAGCUCUGACCGAAGAGCUGCUGCUAGAACUGUUUUCUGCCUUUGUCAAACACACUGUGAGGAGCUCAGUCCUUAAAUAAAAAUUAAAAAAAGAAAAGAAAAAGAAAAAGUUUUGGCUGGAGUGUAAGUGAAUGUGUCCCUUGAGAGUAUGGGAAACAUUUGUUAUCUUGAUUCAGUUUAAACUGUCAUGGAUAUAGAAAUUCCUCUUCAGUCAAGCUGGGAUUUGCCUAAGUGAGGACACCCAGAUUUAGUCCAGUAAUAGCUUAAGCCUUCUUGCUAUGUUGAAUAGACAGUUACUAUAUGUGUAACCCCCAAAGGAGGAUAAAAUGGGCCUCAAAACUAUUUUGAUUCAAUAUAUUGAACCCUUGUGGGUUUUGAAUAGGCUGAAGAAAAGUCAUUUUUGCUUUGUUUAUUGAGUUUUUUUUUUUUAAAUCCGAUUUAAACCUGCGACCUAUUAUUUAAAGAUGGAGAUGAAAAUUCAUAAAAAGUGUAGUCCGGAUGUGCUGAAGUGAGUUCUCCAUUGUAUGGAAAUAUUCCCAGCACUUGGAAAGCCAUGUCUUUGACUACUGUUUGACCUGCUGACAGUCUGCAGAGCCAGUGUUACUGUUUCUGACAGUUCAACCAUUGGUGCCGCUAUUUCACUACAGUUUGGACUCGGGGAAUAGGCAAAGUUCAAUUCUGAUAAAUAUAAAAUGUGCUUUUUCAUUUGUCAUUACAUUACUUUCUAUGGCUUUUUGUUACACACAAAAUUAAAUUAUGUUUCAUUACCCAGUAUGGCAUAAGGUGACAGAGGUGAGUGAUGUUCUAAGUGUGGCAGCACAGUCAGAGGAAUGAUUGGUCAGAAAUAGGGUGUGAGACAUCAGGAGAAGGAGAGGUCCUUGAAAGAUGGGAGAGGCCAGUUUCUGCAGAGUCUCACUGUGUUGAAGCUAGGUAUUUUGACACCUUCCUCCUUCAGGACUUCCAUACUAAAAGUCAUCAAUCUUUCCAUUUUCAGUUCCAGUCUGUGUUGCUGCAGGAGGACCGACUGGGACAGAAGAUGCUGUUGAGGAGGUCAGCAGGAUUUAUUCUGUUCUUGCUCUCCCACUGCACUGUGUCGGUGAGCACCGGAGAGGCAAUGGUCUUGGCUAAUGCCCACCUUCUCCCUCAAAGAGGCUAUGAGAGACUGGGUAAUGCUGAUGAAAAAGACUAUCCGAGGGAUUGUUUUGAGAUUUUUCAGCGCUCCAAAGGAAAUUCCAGAGAUGGUCUUUACAUCAUCCAACCAAAGGAGGACCCAAUUGUUGUCUCUUGUAACAUGCAGGAUGGUGGCUGGACGGUAAUCCAGCACAUUACAGCCAAUAGUACUGUUGACUUUGAUAGGACCUGGUGAGAUUACAAAUAUGGAUUUGGCUCCGUUCUUGACAACCACUGGUUAGGAAAUGAAUAUAUGCAUCAGUUAACUAGCAGUUCCGUGCAAUAUAUACUUGGAGUUAAACUUGUGAACCUAAAUGCUGAAAUCAAAUGGGGACAGUAUGAACCGUUCCUUAUUGAAGAUGAAGAAUCUCAAUACCGAAUCAGGGUUGGUCUAUACAAAGGCAACGCCACUGAUGCUCUGACCCUGGACACAGAAGCUUAUCUCCAUGACAACCAGAAGUUCACCACCAAGGACAGAGACAAUGACAAUUACUUUCAGAAUUGUGCUAAAUUGGAACACAAUGGCAUUCCUGGGGGAGGCUGGUGGUAUGACGCGUGUGCUGGAGCAAAUCUAAACCGUAGAAAUGUGAUAUACUGGCAAAAGGACUGCAACAAGCAGCACAUGUGCAAGUUUGCGUGGAUGAUGAUCAAACCCAUUGACCACAGCCUGUCAUAUCCAACCAAGUCCUGUCCAUGUCAGAAAGUUGAACUGUAGAUAAGCCAUGUGUACUUUGAAAGGAACACGGAUUCUUUGUCCAGUGACUGAGGUGAACUCACGCUUACUGAAUAAUCACGCUAAGUAAUCAUGACUGAAAACUUAAUUUGGGCUGCUGCAUGAAAGCAUAUUGUCCAGGACUGGACCAGGACAUAGACAUAUACCAACCACACAAGGAAAUCGAGAGUAUGAUGUUUUGUAUGAGAUACACAUUAAUAUAUAUGCAUUUCAGAAGAUUUUGCUCCAGUAUUAACAUUCAUGCUUGAUCUCUUAUCAUUGCACAACUUAUCAUGCAGGAAGGAAAUUUCCAGUGGAAUACCUACAUUUACAAAAUGCAUGUUUGAGAGUAUUGUGUAUCACAGGGCAGCAUCAAGCCUUUUCUUUUUACCUUCAGUGAAAGGUAUUUUAACAUAUAAAAUUGGAAUUAGCCUCAUCUCUCAUGGCUUCUUUUCUGCUUCACUGACUCUAUCUCUACUUUUUAAUGAUCCCAUAGACAAUGAAGUAUUCAGCGUAGUCUUUUCUUCCUUCUUUUUAGAGCACCCAGAGUUACUGGGAAUCAUCAGCUUUCCCACUUAAAGCUACAAAUCUAAAGCUUACAACGCCUCUGAAUUUUUCCCCAAGAAACUCAGGGAACACAUUUUCCAAAAGAUCAAAUUGAUUUUGCAAUUGUUUACUUAUUGCUCAAUUUUUUUCUUGAAUAUUACCUCACUUUUUUUUUUUUUUACCAUAUUUUGACUGUUGCUUCUCCAUGUUCCAUGCUGUGCUUCAGCUUUCUCUUUGUUUUUAAUACUAUGUGAAAAAAGACUAGAGUGUUGGCUUUAUUUCAUAUUUGCUACCUUCAGUUGUUUUGGUAUUGGAUCUUGACAUUAUUUCAACAGUUCCUUUUUCUGAUUGUAAAAUAGAGAAUCUUUAAAUUUCAAUAUAAAUUCAUCUAUUUAAAAAUAAUAAAUAAAGGCAUUUCAGUUUUU
This is a messenger RNA of Columba livia (rock pigeon), 19183 nucleotides long. Its product is annotated as fibrinogen-like protein 1-like protein. The record is from RefSeq and is a predicted model, not a curated record. The transcript is spliced from 2 exons. Lineage: Eukaryota; Metazoa; Chordata; Aves; Columbiformes; Columbidae.